Thermothielavioides terrestris NRRL 8126 is the source of this 2305-nucleotide messenger RNA. RefSeq lists its product as uncharacterized. The transcript is spliced from 2 exons. The record is from RefSeq and is a predicted model, not a curated record. Gene Ontology annotation, molecular function: tRNA (uridine) methyltransferase activity. NCBI's taxonomy places the organism in Eukaryota, Fungi, Ascomycota, Sordariomycetes, Sordariales, Chaetomiaceae. Gene Ontology annotation, biological process: tRNA methylation. The coding region runs from base 453 to 1982 and encodes 509 amino acids.
GUGGAACCUAAGGCAUGCGUCACCUGCCACAGUUCAACAUCUCACCGCCUGAACCCGCGAUAGGUGAUUCAGAGCACCAGAUAGGUCAGAUAGGUAUCUUACCUGGUAGUCAAUGUGAUACCACUGCCAUCUGAAAACGCAGCCAACAACAGAAAAAAGUCUUUUACCAGAGAACUCGAGGCAGGCCAGCUGGUUCCGGAUGACUUCACCUAGUUCGUUUGACGAGGUUCUUGAACAGGAGAGGUACCCAGACAAGGCGUGCGUGCCAGGCAGACCUGGAGCCCAGACCAUGCCAGCCGUUUGUUCUCUACCGAUGUGUUCCAUAAACACCAAACAGCAGUACGUUAGUCACACCCAGGUGGGCUCUUGCUACCGUCUUCGGCCGCCUUUUCUCCCCCCCACACCUGCAACAAAUAGCCGCCGUCGAGCAUGCCUCUCGCGGUCGGCGAGAAAUGACGACCUUCAAGCCACAGGAGCUGGCCGCCGAUGCGAAGCCGAUCAUUUUGACUGAAGACACGAAGUGCAACGGCGAUGCAGCGUCGUGGCGGCCGUUGUUCCGCCACCCGUGCUCAUUUAACCCAGACAUCUUCAACGACGUCCUGGUGAAUUUGAUUCGGAACCCAAACAUCAACUCGUCCUGGCUGUUCCGUGCGGAUAUUCUUUCGGAUGCUGCCGCGUCGCAGACAUGCUCGGCGCCAACCGGAACAGAGAGCUUGCCCGCCGCCCCGAUCCCUCGUUUUGUCGGCUUCGAGUUGCGACGAUGCAUUAUCCGGAAGCUCAUCCCCAGGAACACGCUGCGGGACAAACCGUUGGACCAGACAUGUCUCAUCUAUGGGACUGCGCCCCACCCCAAGGUUGACGAGGGGUCAGUCGAGAAGACGCUCGUGGUCUACCUCCCGCAUGUCUCGGCGGCAUCCGAGAUGCCCUUCUAUCACCCCAUAGUUCGGGGGAUAGCGUUUCUCCACGAGUGGAACGCCGCAGAGUCCUGCGGGGCCAUCUCCAUCUCGUACCUCUUCUUCAGCGAUGAGGACCGUUCGUCCGUCAGGCUGACGCGCACUGCCUUCCAUUUGCUCGAGGUCGUCCACAAGCACGGCAAGGGCCGCCUGGAGGGCUAUCGGAAGAGAGUGCACCACGACCAGCUGCUUCCUCAAGCGCGGGUGCAAAACACGUACACCCGGCUCAAGCAGAAGUACGCCCGAGGGCUCAUUGAGGGCUGGGUAGAGACAACCGAUCCCGAGAAACAUGUUUUCGAGGACCUCUGCAUUGCGGCGUUCUUGAUUGAGCUGUGGGCUGACAUGUAUGGUCAGGGCACCUUCCCCGGCUUCGUGGACAUUGGGUGCGGCAACGGCCUGCUUGUUCACAUCCUGAACCAGGAGGGCUUCACAGGAUGGGGGUUCGAUGCGCGCUCACGCAAAUCAUGGGCCGCAUACAAUACCAAGCUGAAGACGCCCGCAGGUGAACAGGACACCCUGCGGCAGCUUGUCUUGCUGCCGCCGCCAGUCAGCAGAGACAGGCUUACUGGCGGCGCAUCGGAUCAUGCCUUCAGUGAGGAACUGGUUCACGACGGCCGCUUCCCAAGGGGCACGUUCAUUAUCUCGAACCAUGCCGACGAACUUACGCCCUGGACUCCUAUCAUUGCAGCCGUCUCGGAGUGUCCCUUCAUCGCAAUCCCCUGCUGCAGCCACAAUCUCGCCGGCGAGAGGUUCCGGGCGCCUGCUCCGAAAGACAAGACCAAGGCGGACUCUGCCUACUCAUCCUUGGUGGUGUGGGUGGCCGCCAUCGCUGAGGACUGUGGCUGGGAGGUUGAGCAAGAGAUGCUCCGGAUCCCAAGCACCCGCAAUACGGCAUUGGUGGGUCGCCGGCGAUCUACCCGAAGCUCACCUCUGGACAUCCAGGCCGUCGUGGACCGAUACGGCGGCGCUGCUGGCUACCUGGAGAGUGUGAUCAAGCUGGUCGCAUCCACGGCCGCGAACGAGCAUUGAAAGACGGAACGGGCAAAGCCUCAAACGCUGGCCGGCGGGGCCGCUUAUGAAUUACUUCUUCGCUCAAUCUAAGUCCGGCACCGGCAGAUGGUCCACCAACUUCAGGUUCAAGCCCAGCUUCUGCAGAGCCUCGGUAGCCAGCUGGUCUCUCAACCUCUCCGUCUCCUCCUGCGUCGUGAGCACGAAGUCGUGCUUCAGCAGCCAAAUGCCCUCCUCGACACCGUACUCCUUGGCCGUUUCCUUGUCUACCUUGUCAAGGUCAAUCACGAGGCUCUUUUUCACACCGAACACCGCAUCGGACGUCUCGUAGGGGUCGCCCCUGA